Acanthosepion pharaonis is the source of this 1218-nucleotide messenger RNA. Lineage: Eukaryota; Metazoa; Mollusca; Cephalopoda; Sepiida; Sepiidae. The record is from the annotation of a GenBank genome assembly.
AUGUUUUUUAAGAUAUUUUUUAAAAUCUUUUCUUUAUUUUCUUUUUACAGUUGCACUGAAAAAUCUCAAGCAGUUGUACACUAUGUGGAUGACGAAAAUAUUUGUGUGCAGACCUCAAAGCAUAACAAAGCAUUUGAAUUUGAAAGAGUCUAUGGACCCAAUGAUAGCCAAGAUGAUAUUUUCAACCAAGUUCAACCAAUGUUAACGUCUUUACUAGAUGGAUACAACGUUUGCAUCAUGGCUUAUGGACAAACGGGAAGUGGAAAAACACACACGAUGCUUGGAAGCCAUAAAAAUGAAAAUUACAACUUGAGUCAUGAAGCCCAGCCAAAUGAAGGGGUUAUUCCUCGGGCAAUGAGGGAACUGUUCAGUCUUAUGGCAGAAAAAUCAGAAGGUACUUACAUUGCGGAAGUAUCUGUGGUCGAAAUCUACAAUAACGACAUUCGAGAUUUGUUGAGCAAGGACUGCACUCUAAAACAUGAUUUAGUUACAAAUCCUGAUGGUUCCCUGAGUCUGCCAACUGUAAGAUUCAAGCGAGUUGCUACUGUAGAGUCGGUGAUGUCCUGUGUUGUACAUGGUCUCCAUACACGUCGAGAAAGUGCCACCCUAGUUCAUGAACAUUCAAGCCGGUCACACCUGGUUGUUACGUUAAUGAUUACAACAAAAGAUCCAUCCGCUUGGAAUUCUGUUUCACAUCGACAUUCUGCAUCUGACGUUAACAAUAUCAUUGGUUCCCAGUUAAAUGCUCGUGAAAAAUCCGCCAGUCCAACAACAUUGUCUUCUCCAUUACCCCUGUGUCCAGGAAUUUUGAAAACAAAACUACAGCUGGUGGAUCUUGCUGGGAGCGAAUGUGUUGGAUUAUCCGGAGUGAAAGGUGCAGCUUUCCGAGAGACUGCUCACAUUAACAAGAGUCUGUCUGCUUUAGCAGAUGUCCUUGGUGCUUUAGCAGAGCACAGGUCACAUGUACCUUAUCGAAACAGUAGGCUCACUCAUUUUUUGCAAGAUUCAAUUGGUGGAGAUGCCAAAUUAUUACUGUUGCUGUGUGUUUCCCCAGCCAAGCAUUAUGUUACUGAGUCUUUGCAGUGCCUUGGUUUUGGGCAAAGAGCACGUCAAGUUCAACGAGGGCCCACCAAAAGGAGGCUACCCACAGGAAUAGAGAAAAUGGAAAUCUCAAGUGGAAAGAACCAUCCUAAAACACCUCCAUUCUCAAUACGAUAA